This is a messenger RNA of Anopheles marshallii, 2943 nucleotides long. RefSeq lists its product as uncharacterized. Bases 1 to 2943 code for a protein of 980 amino acids. NCBI's taxonomy places the organism in Eukaryota, Metazoa, Arthropoda, Insecta, Diptera, Culicidae. The transcript is spliced from 2 exons. The record is from RefSeq and is a predicted model, not a curated record.
AUGGACAAGAAAAUCAAGGCAGCUCAGCUGAAAAAGAGAAUCGCAGUGGAACAUAUAAAAUCGCUGGAACGGUUUCAAGCGGCAUUUACACCCGAUGAGGCCAACCAAAUUCCGGAGGUGUUAGCAGAUUUGGAUAUGCAUAAGGCAGGGUUUUUCGCUGCAUUUGAAAAACUCAUAGAGAUUGAUGAAAGUAGCGAAACCAUCGAAGCGUGCAUCUCGGAAAAGAUCGACAUCGAAGAUCGUUGCAGGAAGCUGAAAUCUUUCUUACGUGGACAUCAAAUGAAGGAGGAAAAUCCACUCAUAGACGCGACGGGUUUGGCUUCAUCUACACUCGCGUUUAGUCGGCCUUACACACCAAACUUACGCCUUCCGAAGGUAGAGCUUCCAACGUUCGAUGGUGACCAGACAAAAUGGCUUUCUUUUCGCGAUCGAUUUUUAUCGAUGAUCGACGCUUCGGCGGAACUUCCCUCCAUCGCAAAACUCCAGUACUUGCUGUCAUCAUUAAAGAGCGAAGCGGCAGUGCCAUUCGAACACACAUCUCUAACAGCAGAUAAUUACUCUCUAGUAUGGACGGCUCUGCUGAAACGGUACGAUAAUUCACGAAUGCUUAUUCGGGGAUAUUAUCGAAAGCUACAUCAUCUCCCGGCAGUGCAAUCGGCGUCCAUCGGCAAACUAAGACAACUAGUGGACGAAUUCAUUCCUGUUGUAAAUGGAUUACAAAAGCUACAGGAACCGGUCGAUUCGUGGGAUACCCCACUCUCGAACCUACUGCUGUUGAAGCUCGACCGUGAAACACUAAUAGCGUGGGAGAAACAUUCGGUUCACUUCGCCAGAGACCGGUAUAAGGAUGUGCUCGAGUUCGUGCAAGAUAGGAUUCAAAUCCUAAAAUCGGCGGAUGAAAUGGUGUUUGAAGAGGCUAGUGGUAGUAAGGUGGCCGGCGUUCCUCGUCAAGCCGUUCAAAAAAGGUCUGUUUCAAAUGCAGCCACAGCUAGUUUGACCCCGGCUACCACGUAUGUUCAUCGUCAGCAAGCAAAAUGUCCGUUGCAGUGCGUAGAAGACCAUCGUUUAUCCAGUUGUCCCGUCUUCAUUGCUAAGGAUGUUCAGCAACGGCGUGAGGUUGUUACUACAAAAGGGCUAUGCUGGAACUGCUUGAGCAACACUCAUCAAGUCAGAGCGUGCAAAUCUGGUUAUACGUGUCGAACGUGUCGUGAACGUCAUCACUCGUUAUUGCAUCGGGCACCUUCCGCAACGGUUACAAUGGCUGCACAUUUGGAUGACGAAAAAGUGUUCUUGGAGACGGCGCAAAUUCAUAUAAGGGACGACUAUGGAAACAACCACGAGGCAAGGGCCUUGCUGGAUUCCGGAUCCAUGUCAAAUUUCAUCUCUGAUGAAUUUGCUCGGAAACUGUUGACCAGUCGUAAGAAGGUUAACAUCGCUGUAUCGGGCAUCGGAAAUGCAGUACAGCAGGUGAAGGGUUCGAUCAUCGCUACGGUCGAAUCCAAGACAAAACCCUUUACAUCGGAGAUGGCUUUCCUGAUUCUGGACACGCCAUCAGCUCACAUUCCUACAUCACCCACUGAUGUAUCAUCAUGGAAAUUGCCAGAUGUGGCAUUGGCUGACAACACUUUCAACAUCCCCGGGCAAAUUGACAUCGUAAUCGGAGGCGAUGCAUUCUGGGAGCUACACACCGGUCGCAAGCGGUCCUUCGGCAAAGGCAAGCCGUGGUUGGUGGAAACGCACUUCGGAUGGGUGGUUACCGGAAACACUCAUCAUUCGUCACCUGGGCCCCGACUGUGCCAUCUCGCAGCCAAUGAAUCCUCGUUGGCGGACAUCAUGGAGCGGUUUUGGGAGAGCGAGGCCAUAGCCGAGGAACCUGUGCUAUCGGCUGAAGAGGAAGCCUGCGAAAGACACUACGUGUCCACCACUGUUCGCAACUCAGCGGGAAGGUAUGUCGUUCGUUUGCCUUUUAACUCCAAUCCUCAUAUCAUUUUAGGAGAGUCUCGAGCCACUGCUGAUCGUAGACUAUGCUGUAUGGAACGUCGUUUAAACAGCAACCCUAAAAUGAAAGAAGAAUACGUAAGGUUCAUGCGGGAAUACGAGCGUUUGGGGCACAUGAAAAGGAUACACGAUCAGGCAGAAGAUCCAGGUCAGUUUUAUUACCUUCCUCAUCAUGCGGUUGUCAAGGAAUCAAGCACAAGUACCAAGGUUAGGGUAGUUUUCGAUGCCUCAUGCAAGACGUCCACUGGUUACUCGUUGAAUGAUAAGCUACUGGUCGGACCAGUAAUUCAGGAGGAUCUUUUCAGUAUCAUUCUUCGGUUCCGCUCCCAUGCUAUUGCCAUAACUGCUGAUGUGGAGAAAAUGUAUCGGCAGAUUCUUCACGAUCCACGCGAUAGAAGCUUCUUGAGAAUCCGAUAUAGAGAAUCCCCGACAGAAGUUAUAUCCACAUUCGAAUUGCAAACGGUUACGUAUGGUACAGCAGCUGCCCCAUUUUUGGCUACCCGAACACUUCGACAAAUUGCCCUCGAUCACAAGGAGCAGUAUCCAUUAGCUGUAAACGCGGUUAUGAACGAUUUCUACGUAGACGAUUUGUUAACGGGGACUGAUGAUCUAACUAAUGCCAUUGCAAUACGACAGCAAAUUUCAGAAAUGCUAAAUUCGGCAGGCUUCACACUGAAAAAAUGGGCAUCUAACCUGACGGGAGCACUAGUAAACAUUCCUACCGAAGAUGUGGCGGUUCAACUAACACAUGAGUGGCAAGAUGCGAAACAAGUGUCCACCCUAGGCAUCGUUUGGGAACCCACAACUGACAUGCUUCGAUUUCGAGUAGAUUUACCACCUGCACCAGCGACGCAUCACAAUCGGCUUAUGGUGCUUGCUGUUACAUUCGAGCUGAAGGUCUGGAAGGAGUCACCGUUCACCUGCUCACAGCUAAGUCAAAGGUAG